Messenger RNA from Alosa alosa (allis shad), 3631 nucleotides. RefSeq names its product phospholipase C like 5 (gene plcl5). The transcript is spliced from 6 exons. NCBI's taxonomy places the organism in Eukaryota, Metazoa, Chordata, Actinopteri, Clupeiformes, Clupeidae. Gene Ontology annotation, molecular function: phosphatidylinositol-4,5-bisphosphate phospholipase C activity. The record is from RefSeq and is a predicted model, not a curated record. Bases 395 to 3505 code for a protein of 1036 amino acids. Gene Ontology annotation, biological process: lipid metabolic process; intracellular signal transduction.
GUCACUCCGGUACUCGCGAAAUGUUGAAAUCCAAGGUGUUUCUGUAACAGAGGUGAACCAUGGCAGGGCUGCAUGCAUCAGAAGCUGUGUCGGGACCCUUUUGGAGCCCCCUUCGCCGGACGCGACGUCCCAAUCACAAGCCGCUGCUGCAGCUCUCGAUGUCUCGGUGUUGAACCUCAAUGACGCCGCAGCCGUAUUGACCCCAACGGGGACACGGGCAUAUCUGGACGUGUCACCGGUUACUGUGAUACCUGGUGGAUUCCCGGGGCUUGGGGCCGAGAGAGUGUAUACUAACGGGAGGUGUGAAGAACAAGGGAGCCCCAGAAUCGGCAGUCGGAGCCGUGACAGCUCUUCAGAGAGAAGCCUCGGCGGGGGCACCACGCCAUGCGGCAUCAUGAAGGAUGGUUCAAAGCAGAGGCAGUCACGGAAGAAGACAGUGUCAUUCAGCUCGAUGCCGAGCGACCGCAAGAUGAACAGCACAGCAGCCUGCAUGGCCUUCAUGAUGGAGGGCUGUGAGAUGAAGAAGGUGCGCUCCAACUCGCGCAUGUACAACCGUUACUUCGUGCUGGAUGCCGACAUGUGUUGGCUGCGCUGGGAGCCCUCCAAGAAGGACUCGGAGAAGGCCAAGCUGGAGAUCAAGAGCAUCAAGGAGGUGCGCCUGGGCAAGAAGACCCCUGUGCUGCGCAGCAACGGUCUGUCGGACCAGUUCCCGGACGAGUGCGCCUUCUCCAUCAUCUACGGAGAGAACUACGAGUCGCUGGACCUGGUGGCCAGCACGCCAGACGUGGUCAACACUUGGGUGAUGGGGCUGCGCUACCUCGUCUCCUACGGAAGGCACGCGGUGGGCGCUGUAGAGCCGGGCGAGCCCAGCCUGCGCACGUCCUGGAUCGGUUCCGUGUUCGAGUUGGCCGACGUAGAGAAGCAGGGCCACAUCGACCUGCUCCGGGCCACCCAGAUCAUCAAGGGCCUGAACCCCGGCAUGAAAGAGUCGCGGAUCGAGCUCAAGUUCAAGGAGCUGCAGAAAGCCAAAGACGAGUACGGCGAAGACAUCAACGCCGACACGUUCGUGGAGGCCUACUGUGAGCUCUGCACCCGGCCCGAGGUGUUUUUCCUCAUGAUGCAGUUCUCCAGCAACAAGGAGCACCUGGACAGCAAGGACCUGAUGCUGUUCGUGGAAGUCGAGCAAGGCGUGGAAGGGGUGUCCGAGGAGAUGUGCCACCACAUCGUGCAGAAGUUUGAGCCGUCGGCCGAAGGCCGGGAGCGGGGCUGCCUGUCCAUCGACGGCUUCACACACUACCUCCUGUCGCCCGAGUGCCAUAUCUUCGACCCGCAGCAUAAGCGCGUGUGCCAGGACAUGACCCAGCCGCUGUCGCACUACUACAUCAACUCCUCACACAACGCCUCUCUCCUGGAGGACCACCACUGGGGCUCGUCUGACAUCUCCAGUUACAUACGGGCCCUGCGCAUGGGCUGCCGCAGCCUGGAGGUGGUGGUCUGGGACGGGCCCGACUGCGAGCCCGUGGUCUACGUGGGAAGCUCGGUGGCCUCACAGCUUGCCUUUGGUAAGGUGCUAGACAUCCUCAACCAGUACGCCUUCGAGAGCUCCGAGUACCCGCUGAUCCUGUGCUUGGUCAUCCACUGCUGUGUGCCACAGCAGCGGGUCAUGGCGCAGCACAUGAAGAAGAUUCUGGGCGACAAGCUUUACGUGGAGCCGCCAAACCCAGAGGAGCAUUACUUGCCUUCCCCCGAGAAGCUAAAGGGCAAAGUCCUUAUCAAGGGCAAACGUCUUCCUCCCAACUAUCCCGAAUCAGAGGGGGAGGUGACGGACGAGGAGGAGGGGCUCGAGAUGUCCAGGCGGUUGGUCGGGGCCGAGGAGAAAGACAACCUCAACGGGGUUGGGUGCAAACGUCUGCGUCUGUGCAAGGAGCUCUCAGACCUGGUCUCUCUCUGCAAGUCGGUGCAAUUCAGGGAUUUUGAGACCUCCAAAAGGGAACAGAGGUACUGGGAGAUGUGCUCGUUCAACGAGGUGGACGCCAACCGCUUCGCCAACGAGUUUCCAGAGGACUUUGUGGGCUACAACAAGCGAUUCCUGUCACGAGUCUACCCCACACCGAUGCGCAUUGAUGCCAGCAACAUGAACCCCCAGGACUUCUGGAAGUGUGGCUGCCAGAUUGUGGCCAUGAACUACCAAACCCCUGGUCUGAUGAUGGACCUUAACCUCGGCUGGUUCCGUCAGAAUGGCAACUGCGGCUACGUGCUGCGGCCGUCCAUAAUGAGGGAAGAGGUGUCGUACUUCAGUGCCAACGCGCGGGACUCAUUGCCUGGCGUGUCAGCGCAGCUCUUGCACAUCAAGGUGAUCAGCGGCCAGAACUUGCCAAAGCCACGGGGUUCGGCCGCUAAGGGGGACGUGGUGGAGCCCUACAUUUACGUUGAGAUCCACGGCAUCCCGGCCGACUGUGCCGAGCAGCGCACCAAGACAGUCUCGCAGACUGGCGACAACCCCAUCUUUGAUGAGAGCUUUGAGUUCCAGAUCAACCUGCCGGAGCUAGCCGCGCUCCGGUUCGUGGUACUGGACGAUGACUACAUCGGGGAUGAGUUCAUUGGUCAGUACACCAUCCCGUUCGAGUGCCUGCAGCCGGGCUACCGCCACGUCCCUCUGCAGUCCCUCACCGGGGAGUUCUUGCCCAACACCACGCUGUUUGUGCACGUGGCCAUCACCAACCGCCGCGGUGGAGGCAAAGCGCACAAGAGGGGCCUGUCCGUGCGCAAGGGACGCAAGACUCGCGAGUACACCUCCACCAAGACCACGGGCAUCAAAGUGGUGGACGAGCUGUUCCGGGCAUCCACGCAGCCACUCAGGGAAGCCACUGACCUCAGAGAGAAUGUGCAGAACGCCAUGGUGUCCUUUAAGGAGCUGUGCGGUCUGGCUCCUGCUGCCAACAUGAAGCAGUGUAUCCUGACCGUGUCGUCGUGGCUGCUGAACAGCGAGCGAUCGCUGCGCGUCACCGUGGACCUGAGUGAGGCCUACCCCGCCAUGGAGGCCCAGGGGCCCGUACCAGAGCUGCUGCGCAAGGUCCUCAACGCCUACGACACGAUGAUCCAGACCAGUCGCACACUAAUCGAGUCCGCAGACGGAGUCUACGCCAAGCUAACACAAGCACAACGUGCAGUUAUACAGCCCUCUCUCUUUCUCUCUCUCCCUCUCCAUCUCCCUCAGGGUCAGGCUGACCUGCUGAAGCAUGCCAAGAGUGAGGCAGUGGACACGCUGAGACAGAUCCACUGCGCGGCCCAGUCCUGCGGCCUGGUGAAGAAUGGAGCGGCGUCCGCAGCCACACCAGCCACACCACCUGCCGCCGGCGCCGCCUCCUCACCAGCCUCUCCGCUGCCCUCUCCGCUGCCCCCUCCUCCACCAUCGCCCCACAUCCUGCACCUGCCGCGCCUCGCCUCUCUGCACACCAUCCCCGAGAGCGAGACCCCGAAUUACGACCACUCCCCAGCAUACUGAACUACACCACACACACACACAUAGAUACAUUCUCUCUCUCUCUCUCUCUCUCACACACACACACACACACACAGAUAUACAGUAUGCAGACACACAUACAUACAGUAUAUGCACACACAGAUGUAC